This is a messenger RNA of Malassezia vespertilionis, 1956 nucleotides long. RefSeq lists its product as uncharacterized. Gene Ontology annotation, molecular function: DNA-binding transcription factor activity, RNA polymerase II-specific; RNA polymerase II cis-regulatory region sequence-specific DNA binding. Gene Ontology annotation, biological process: regulation of transcription by RNA polymerase II. The record is from RefSeq and is a predicted model, not a curated record. The coding region runs from base 1 to 1956 and encodes 651 amino acids. The transcript has a single exon. NCBI's taxonomy places the organism in Eukaryota, Fungi, Basidiomycota, Malasseziomycetes, Malasseziales, Malasseziaceae.
AUGAUGGCUUCGUCGCAUGCACAGGCUCUAUCUCCUGCGGACGGCAUGCACGCUCCGUUUGGGUCGACCAUCUCGACAACUGCGCAGGCCGCAUUGUAUCAUGGUUCAAACUCAUUUCCCCCACCCCAGGAGAUGCCUGGGCAUGGCGACACGCUUCAGCAUGGCUCGAAUUCCCACCUCGGUCCCGGCGCCCCACAAGAGGCGCGCUGGGCGAUGCUACCCCAUGGCGAUCUUGCACCCGAGAUCAACCAUGCGUCGUUGCCAGGGAAAGACAACGAUGCAGCGCUGAUGAGUGUGUUAUCUGCCUCGGCUCCGGCGCCUUCCUUUACCGUGAUGCGCAGCGAGACGCCGAUUCCCGUGCAAAAUAUGCUCCUCCCUGCGGAUCUCGCGCUGCCACAGCCCAACACCCAUAUGGCGAUCGCUGGCGAUCGUGCGUCACUGCAAGUAACACCGAUCCCCUACGAUUUGCAAGAUGCGCCUGGCCAAGCACCCGCGUCAUCGCAAGAUGCACGCCGUAUGGACAAUGCGCAGCUGCGCAACUUUUUGAAACUGGAUGUAGACAUGGGCUUUGUCGCCGACGAGCGCAAUGCGUCGCCGAAUCUUCUCCAGCCAGUAUUCGGCUGGAAAAAGCGCCGCUCUGUGUCGGAUGUCGGGCCGCGUACACCUUCGUGGCUUGGCCUCGCCGCAGACAAUGCCGUAUCGCCGAUGGACGAACUGCCUUUUGAAGCACCCACGCGCGACUCGGCGCUCAACUUUGAGGCGCUCCAAAUCCGCGUCGACGAACAAAAACGGCCGGAUAUCUCCAUCACGACCCCUGCUGAUGCUGCACAGACCUUGCACUCGCUUUCCACGUCCACUUGUACAGCCCAUACAGACUACGUUCCUAUUCCUGGGAUGCCCGCGCAGCACUCGGCUUCCCCUCCAUUUGUACAGACGCAAUCUACGUACGAGCCGCAUACCGGCCCUGUGCGCUCCAGGGCAGGAACGCGGUCCCCACGCUCUUCUAGUCCUUACGCCACGCCCAUGCGGAGCGUCACGCCAGAUGCGCCUGAGCUGCACUUCCAAGUCAACGAACAGGACGUGGCCACCGCUCGGAUGUCGCAAUGGCGCUUCCCUUGUGCGAAUCCGUUGCAGGAUACGCUGCAUCCCAUGGACGCCAUCACGCGUAGACAGGACUUGCUCAGCGUACCGGACAUGGAGAUGCGCAGCCUUGGUAGGGUCGGCCGCAGGCAUCUGCGCACGGCCAUGUCGGAAGACUUGCAAGCAAGUACGCGCUCGACAAUGCACGGCAUGGGGCACUCGAUGGACUGGCAGAAGCCGCCCGUUUCGUCUGUGAGUAUGAUGCAAAUCAACCCUGGCUUUGCGCCGGAGAUGCACAACCGCAGCCUUUCUCCCGAAAUGGUGCGGUGGGCGACGCAGAACAUGUCUGGCAUUGCUCUGCAGGAACAGCAAUUGCUCGCCAUGAACCAGGAAGCACUUAACUCGGGCCGCACGACGCCGAUCCGCAGCCCGACGCCGGGCGACCUGAGCCCCUCGCCCUCCAGCACCAUUCCUUCGCCAUCGCCUUCCUCUGAUAUGACGCCCCUGCGCGCUGCACAAACGCGCACGCCUGUUGUGACGACCAGUGCGGCACAAGCUGCGUCUGCAUCGCGCCGCAAAGCCGAAGCGGUGUUUACCUGCCCGUUCCCCGACUGUGGGUCCACAUUUACGCGCCAGUACAAUUUGCGGGGGCACAUGCGCUCCCACAUGGACCAGCGACCGUUCAAGUGUACGUGGCCGGGGUGCGGCCGCAGUUUUGCUCGCACGCACGACUGCAAACGCCACCACAAUCUCCACCUCAACAUCAAACCGUACACGUGCGAGGGCUGCGGCAAGACGUUUGCACGUCUCGAUGCGCUAAACCGCCAUAACAAGAGCGAAGGCGGCGCGUGUGCGUGCACCGAGACAGACGAAUAG